Messenger RNA from Microplitis mediator, 3264 nucleotides. RefSeq lists its product as uncharacterized. NCBI's taxonomy places the organism in Eukaryota, Metazoa, Arthropoda, Insecta, Hymenoptera, Braconidae. The transcript has 3 exons. The record is from RefSeq and is a predicted model, not a curated record. The coding region runs from base 2383 to 3207 and encodes 274 amino acids.
AAAACACGUAGUAACGUACCAGUCAUAUAAAUUGAACUUUUCAUAAUUUUCAUAUAAAAAAUGAACACCAAAAUGUAUCAUAUAUAUACAUUUAUUUUUGCUUUCUUAAUUUCGUUCACCGAAAUAAAGGCGCGUUCGACUGGAAGUAAUAGUUCAGUGGUAAAAAAUAAAGAUUGUUAUCAAACUGGAUAUAAUACGAUCAAAUGUUUAUCUAAUGACUACGAAAAGUCAAUGGAAGAAAUUUUAUAUACCGAAGAUUUAAUCGAUUCGGCAAUUAAUGAUUAUAAAAAUACUAUAAACAAUAUUAGAAAACGAGGUACUGGUAAUGAUAACAACGAUGAUAAAACAUGGAGUAUGCACAAUAAUAACGGAAGACUUAAUAUCGACAAAGGAAAUAAUAAUAAGCUUAGAAUUAUUAUUGAUAAUGAUAGUAAUGUAAUUUCUCUUAACACUAAGAAUAAUAAUAAUAAUAACAUUUAUGUCAGACAUAAUAGUAAUAAAAUUACUAUUACUGGUGCUAAUAAUAAUCUGCAAGUAUGUACUAUUGAUAACGAUAGUGGGGCACUUACUAUUAGAAAUGAAAAUAAUAAUAAAAAUACUAUUACUAUUAAUAAUAAUAGUGACGUAAUUACUAUUGAUAAUAAUAAUAAUAAUGAUAAUACAAUUAUUAUUAAUAAUAAUAGUCAUAUGAUUACUAUUAAUAAUGGUAAUAACAAUGUUAAUACGAUUAUUAUUAAUAAUAAUAGUAAACUGAUUACUAUUACUAAUACGAAUAAUAACGUUAAUAAAUUAACUAUCAGAGGAAAAAAAGGAAAGAUUGUUUUUAAUAAUAAUGGUAAUGCUGCUAAUAAUGUUAAUACAGUUAAUGGUCAUAAUUAUGAUUAAUGUACUAUAAUUUAAAUUAUUACAUUAAUACAAUAAAAAUAGGGAUGAAAAUAUAUAACACGCUAAUUACUAAACCGAUACUAUUACUACUAAUAAUUAUAAUUAACACGGAGAGAAAUGUCAAGUAAAUAUGCCUAUACAGCAUAGUAAAGGUUACAUUACUCUAUAGUUCGUGUCACGUCGCUUUUAUGUGACUUCUUAUACAAACUAUAAAGUAAUGUGACCUUUAUUAUGCUGCAUAGGCAUAUUCACUUAACUAUUCUCUCUAUGAAGAAUGUGUCAAUAAAUAUGAUUUAUUAUGUGGGAGUACUUUUCCACUCUCAGAAAAAAUUCCGUCAACCACCGUACUUUUCGGGUCAUAAAAUCCCUUCCCCUGUAUUCAAGGGGCUCAUGACGUCACGGGAUCCCAAGUACAACUGGUAGAGCACUCGGCGCGAUACUGAAUCGGUCUGGGUUCGAUUCCCAGUUCGAGCUGUGUAUAUUUUUCUCAAUUUAUCUAUAAAUUGUCUUAUUGAAAAGGUUUGCAUGUUUAGGUUUCCACUAUAUUUAAGUGUUAGCAAAGACUAACACCCUCGAGAGUCAAGGGGCAUAAGGCAGAUUUUCCUCAGCCUUCGGAAGACACGCACCACCAGUUUGGGACACUGGUCCCGUUUUCUUUUUUUCCUUAUCGUAUCAUUGUAAUCGCGGAGUACUGUUUUGACAUUUAUACUUACAUACAAAUUUGAUAGAUUGUAUCAUAUUGCUGUGACUAUUCUCUACGGGUUUUAUUAAUUAUUGUGGAAAUCAUUUAACAUUAUUAAAACAUUGUAAAGAGUGUAGUUAUAAAUUUAAAUAAAUCACUGAACUAAAGAAUUUAGACUACUACAAUCAAUAAUAUAAAAACUAAUAAUAAUAAUAAUAAUGAGAUCCCGGGAAAAAAUGAUCAGGUCUGAAGGCUCAUGUCUGAUCAGACCUGAAUUCACCCAGUUAUUUAUUUUUUCAAUUAUAAGCCUGAAAGACUUGUGCUUGUACAGAUCUGAUCAGGUUUAAUUAUUUUUUCCGGGUCUGAAACAAAAUAAAUUUUUUAUUUUUACGUUAUUGAAAAUUGUAAAUAUACAUUAUAUUAGAACAUCUUAAUGUUCUACGAUGUAAAUUGAUUAUCAUAAAAAUUAUAAGACAGAGUAUUAUAUGAAGUUUGUAGUGGGCAAUUAUCUAUGUAAACGACCAAAUAUGUUAAGAAAAUUUUUUUGAAUGUUUUAUGUGUACAAUUAUUUAAAUUAUUAACCUUGUAAAUUCAGUCCCCCUUACAGACUAUUAUCUUAAGAAAAUAAAAAAAUUAUCUCUGAUGUUAUGUUGACGAAAUUUCAUUACGACAUCUCUCUAAUUUCGAUUAUCAAUAAUGAUGAUAAUAAUUAUAGCAUUCGAAAAAAAUAUUUACUACAAAAAUACUCAGUUGACUAAUCACGUAGCAACGUACCAGUCAUAUAAAUUGAACUUUCUUAAAUUUUCACCUAAAAAAUGAACACGAAAAUGUAUCAUAUAUAUACAUUUAUUUUUGCUUUCUUAAUUUCGUUCACCGAAAUAAAGGCGCGUUCAAUUGGAAGUAAUAGUUCAGUGGUAAAAAAUGAUGAUUGUUUUCAAACUGGAUAUAAUACGAUAAAAUGUUUAUCUGAUGACUACGAAAAUUCAAUGGAAGAAAUUUUAUAUACCGAAGAUUUAAUCGAUUCGGCAAAUAAUGAUCAUAAAAAUACUAUAAACAAUAUUAGAAAACGAAGUACUGGUAAUGAUAACAACGAUGAUAAAACAUGGACUAUGUAUAAUAAUAACGGAAGACUUAAUAUCGACAAAGGAAAUAAUAAUAAGCUUAGAAUUAUUAUUGAUAAUGAUAGUAAUAUAAUUUCUCUUACCACUAAGAAUAAUAAUAAUAAUAACAUUUAUAUUAAACAUAAUAGUGAACGAAUUACUAUUAGUCAUGGUAAUAAUAAUGUGCAUGUAUGUACUAUUGAUAACGAUAGUAAGGGACUUACUAUUAGAAAUGAAAAUAAUAAUAAAAAUACUGUUAAUAUUAAUCAUAAUAGUGACGUAAUUAAUAUUGAUAAUAAUAAUAAUAAUGAUAAUAUAAUCGUUAUUAAUAAUAAUAGUCGUAUGAUUACUAUUAAUAAUGGUAAUAACAACGUUAAUACUAUUGUUAUUAAUAAUAAUAGUGAACUGAUUACUAUUAAUAAUAACAAUGAUAACGUUAAUAAAAUAACUAUCAGAGGAGAUAAAGGAAGGGUUAUUAUUAAUAAUAAUCCUAAUGCCGCUAAUAAUGUUAAUACAGUUAAUGGUGAUAAUUGCGAUUAAUGUACUAUACUUUAAAUUAUUGUUGUUAAUUCUAAUAACAUUGAUAUAAUAAAAAUA